UAUUUAACUAUAUUUUACAUCAGUAUUUUGCAAGCAGUGAGUUUUUAUAUUUGUGGUUGACCUGAAAUGUGGUUAUUUUAACAUGUGUAGGCUAUGUACACCCCCCACCCCUGCCCCCGGAAAAAAUAGCAAUCAUGGAUUCUCAAUGACUAAAAUAAAUGUCAAUGUCUUUCAUUAUUUCCGAUAAAAGUAACGUCAAAAACAUUUCCCUCUUUUUUCUUAUUCAUCCGUUCCCACAGUUAGUAAUUAUAAACUAUUACUUUAAUGAUCCAUAUGUCUCGGGUAAAUUUAAUUUCUCGUCAUUUCGAUGUUAAUUUUCACCCAUAAAGAAACAUGUUAAUUGAAAUGUCAAUUGAUUUAAAUGUUUUAUGCAGAUUUCUCUCCCAAGAACCUCACCGAGAAGUUGACAACUGCAGUGGUUCAGAGAUCCGAAAAUAAGGACACUGAAAUUCGGACGGAUGAGAUGAAGGACAGUGUAGAAGAAUUCAUGUCAGCCCAAAGCGAGGUCAAUCGCCUGAGGAGAGAGUUGAUACUUCAGAAGUGCGCCAAGCAUCCAGAACUGAAUCAAAGUGGUAUUAGCUACACCACAUAUCGCCAUAUAUACUUCAGUGACAAGCACAAGCUUCUCUAUUGUUUCAUUCCGAAGGUCGGAUGCAGCAAUUGGAAGAGGGUGAUGAUGAUUUUGAACUGGAGCAAGAAAAACAUCAGCGAGAUGCUAUCCGACGAAGUCCACGAACACAACGGCAUGAAGCGCCUCGCCGAAUUAUCGCGCGCAGAGCAACAGCAGAAGUUACAAACAUACAAGAAAUUCAUUUACGUGCGCAACCCGUUUGGGCGCGUGGUGUCAGCCUUCAAUAAUAAAUUUGGGGAUAUUGUUCAGUAUCGAAAAGCCCCAUACUUCCAGGGUUUUGCGAAAACUAUCAUGAAGCAAUUCAGAUCGCAUGCAACAGCGACAGAGCUAAAAACGGGUGAAAACAUAACUUGGACAGAAUUUGUAAAGUUUUUGACACAGUCCAAUCGGCCGUUCUUUGACGACCAUUGGGAAGAAAUGUUCAAGAUUUGUUCACCAUGUAAAAUUAGAUACGAUUACGUAGGCCAUUUAGAAACUGUUUCAGAAGACGCAAAGUAUAUGCUCACAGAUUUGCAGGUAGACUCGUUGAUUGAAUAUCCGUCUAAAAGCAAUAGUCACCCAACGAACAGCACCGCUAAACUUGAAAAAGCUUUUCGAGAUUUACCCAAAGACAAUUUAAAGAAAUUGUGGAAAAUUUACGAGAAAGAUUUCGAAAUAUUUGACUACCCAAAGCCAGAUUUCAUUGGAGAAUAUUUGAUUAGGUAAAGACGGAACGACUUUACCAACAGGGCGUCUUUUUUAAUCCUUGGUUGUAUUUUUAUCACUUUGAAAAUUACAUUUGUAAAGUAAUAUUUUCCCUUUUAUAAUUGGUACUAUAUUAUCGUACCAAUCAAAGAUAAAAAAGGGCUAUGUAAAUAAACAUUUUCGUCACGGUGUAGCGACGAAUUAUUUAAAUGUAUUUCGACAAAAUACCACGUUCACCCCCGCCCCUGCCCUCCCUUUGAUAUCAACUUCAUCAAAUAGAAAUCCUUUAAUUUGUUUUGCAUUUCAUAUCCAUUGCAUACAGGGGAAAACAUAAAAUCAUAUCAUAAAACUUGUACCCAACUUUGGUAGCUUCUAAUUAACAAGUUAUAACCUAUGUGACCUUGAAUCACAUUUCAUGAUAACGGGCAACUAAUACAGUGCUUAAUGGUACCAAUAAUUGUGGAUGACUGAGCACCAGGCUUCUCAAAAAGAAUUGUCAAAAUCCUCUUGCACCAAGUUUAGGUUGAAGCAAUGAAUGCGGGUCAAAAGCCAUUAAGUGUUUUAUCUCAUUGCAAAAAUAAUAGGUCAUUUAUUUAUAUUGACUAUUAGGCAGUUGAAAAGAAAGGGUGUUAAUAUCAAAUCAGACAAGAGGAAAUGCUUAUUACAAGCAAAAUAUAUGAUAUUCUCUUCGUUGACUUCGUAUUCGCACCCCAUUUUAAGGUAACGCUUCGUUGGAAUAUUUUUGUUUUACCCCAAUUUAUGGAAUUAUUUUAAAAAUAAUUU
Molecule: messenger RNA, 2098 nt
Organism: Strongylocentrotus purpuratus (purple sea urchin)
Lineage: Eukaryota; Metazoa; Echinodermata; Echinoidea; Camarodonta; Strongylocentrotidae
Product: carbohydrate sulfotransferase 10-like
Exons: 2
Coding region: 362-1336 (324 amino acids)
Biological process (GO): carbohydrate biosynthetic process
Cellular component (GO): membrane
Molecular function (GO): sulfotransferase activity
Source: RefSeq, a predicted model, not a curated record